Salvia splendens (bonfire salvia) is the source of this 384-nucleotide messenger RNA. RefSeq lists its product as uncharacterized. Lineage: Eukaryota; Viridiplantae; Streptophyta; Magnoliopsida; Lamiales; Lamiaceae. The coding region runs from base 1 to 384 and encodes 127 amino acids. The record is from RefSeq and is a predicted model, not a curated record. The transcript has 2 exons.
AUGGGAGGGCUCGCGGGUGACUCAAGGAUUUUAAGAGAUGCUGUCAGCAGGCCUGUAGGUCUCGAAGUUCCUAAAGGAUGCUACUACCUCUGUGACAAUGGAUAUCCCAACGCUGAAGGAUUCUUGACGCCUUACAAAGCAGUCCGUUACCAUCUUAAGAAAUGGGGCGUCGGAAGGCAAGCACCCCAGAAUCCGGCAGAGCUGUUUAACCUUAGGCAUUCUAAGGCGAGGAACGUCAUCGAAAGAUCAUUCGCCGUGCUGAAAAUGAGAUUGGGUAUCCUCAGAUCAGCAAGCUUUUAUCCGAUAGAUGUUCAAACCGGGCUAAUAAUCGCAUGCUUUCUGCUUCACAAUUACAUACGAUGUCAGAUGGUGGUUGAUCCCUGA